GUCUACCAUGGCCACGACCGCCAAUCUGUCAUCAAACGGUGACGACCCCUUCGUCAAUUCCAAUUCCACUCAACCGAGCCCGCAUCGCUACGCUUCCUUUGACAACCAAGUCUUCUCCUUGUACAACUCGGGUUCACCAGCUCAAGCAAAGCGCGCACUCGAGGCCCAUCUCAAGGACACAGAGCGACGCAUUCAAGAUGCCUCGAAGCUUGGCACCACCCUUNUGCAACAGCGCAAGGACUUGGCUGCCCGUCUGAAAGAAGUCGAGGAUGGCGCAUCCGAGGACAUCACUCCUGAGCUGCAGAAGAAGUUGGAUCAGCUGGAGAAGGAUUACUCCGAGAUUGGCAGGNAUACCGCCCGCGCCUUUNUGCCAAAGUCGCGCAUCGUCUCAACAGACUUCAGCGUCGCUCCACAGAGUCCUGCUGUCUUCGUAUCCGAUUCUCGUCCCUCCCCAGUCAAGCGCAACCCCACCGAAGGCUCCAGACGUCAGCGCAAUCAGCCUACCAACCGUGUUCAUGACAUCGAAUUUGCUACCGAGAUCAGUACUUCUCUUCUCGCCCAGGUCAGACAAUUACAAGCCGUCCUGGCUGAGAAGGAGAAUGCACUUAAGGAUGCCACGACGCAAAAAGAACAGCUCGAGACAGACAUCGGCAAUCUGAUGCAGCGCUUGCGCAUGUUGGAUGAGAGCGAACAGAAGUGCAAGGAUGAGAAUUGGAAUCUCGAGACACAAAUGCAAGACUUGACAGCACAGCUGAAAGAGGCAACCGACAAGGAACAGCGUCUAUCGCAGCAGCUGAAAUUUGCUCAGGCUGAGAAGGACACUGCACAACGCGACUUGGAGGAUCUCAAGGCUGCUCAUGGCAAACUUAGCGACGACCACGAAUCCGUAAAAAAGCAUCACGAAGCUGAGCUCUUCACCUUGCGCCGUGAUGUCAAUAGCCAUCAAACCGCUCGCGAUGCGCUGCUCAAGAAAGUUGAGGAGCUGACGUCUCAGAACACUCAGCUGGCAAAGGCUGUAGCUGCGCGAUGGAACGCUGAUAGCCAGCCCCAGGACAACCAGCGCUCUCUAGGUCGCGAUAAUGGUGAUUCCGAGAUCGCGACCCCUGACGUCUCACCGCAGAACUCUCCAGUCAAGCCUACUCCCCGACAUGGCAUGCUCGAAACCGAAACUCUCAAGUCCUCUCUUACCCACGCCCACCGUAUGAUCCAGAACUUGAAGAACAACAUUCAUCGUGAAAAGACGGAGAAAUUCGAGCUCAAAAGAUUGUUGCAAGAUGCGAGAGAUGAGCUAGAGAACAAGCGUACCGAUGACUUCAAUUUCGGUAGAACUGCUGGCACCUUUGGAAAGCCCGAAAGCGCUGAGACCACGGACGCGUUUGAGACUGCCGAUGAGAGAGGCACAACCGACGCUUUCGAGACAGCCAAUGAGGACGAUGACAAUACAAACACUGAGACUGAAGCCGCCUUCCAAACCGGUGCUGAGACUAUCAACGGCGACAGCAGCGAUGACUUGACCGAGACCGAGUUCAGUCCUGUGAAGAACCAUGGCUCCUCAUCUCGACCUGUUUCCAGACCUGGCCCCUACGCGACUAACAAAGCCGAGAACCGCCUGUCUUUCAUGUCGACAGCAUCCACCUCUGCUGACGAGUUCGAGAAUGUCAAGACACCGAUACAGGGUCAACAGCCUAAGUACAAGCUACGUCUUAGUAAGGGUCGUCGCUCAAACAAUGGCUCUGCCCGCAACAGCGCUGUCUUUGCCAGCGAUGAUAGUCCUGCUAGUCAAGCCAGCCAGAGAACUCCUGUUCAAUUCGGUCAGAGUCUCAGUGCUGAGCUGGACGGUUUGAGCAACGAUAGCGACAGUGGUGAGGAAACUUCGACUGACGUUGGUGUUGAGUCUGCUCCUAUGAGUCCUGAAACUGUCAAGAAGCCUACUCUUGCCGAUGCUCCUAUCAUUACAGAAGUUUCGAGACCGAAGAUGGUCGAUUCUGCGAUGAUGACAGAACCUUGGGAACCUCAAUCCAGUUCUAUCGUUGNNAGCGCUGCCGCGGGUGCUGUCGGUACUGCCAUCGCUGGCGUUGCUGGCUUCGCACUUGGUCAUUCAACUUCUCAUGACGGUCAUGAGACACACGAUGAGACAUCCAGAGCGAUCGCAGAAGACACUGCUCGGGUCCCAUCUGUUGCAUCAUCCAAUAUGCCUGGUCAAUUUGUCGAAAGCGAGCCUGUUUCACAGUCUGUGACCCCCAAGUUGCCAGCGGAAGAGAUCGAACCUAAAGCUUCUGCAACACCUGAGGCCAAGAAGGAGUUUGCAAAUAUCGUUUCACAAGACCUUGCCCCCGUGACUCCUGUACAACCCAAGGCCCAGCCCUUGAAUAUGGCAACAUUCUCAAGCACUCACACUGAGCCUGUUGCUGCAGAACCCGCGCCCAAAGAGCUUCCACAAUUUGCCAUGACAACCCUCUCAUCUUCUCACACUGAGCCUGUGGCCGCUGUCGAACCUAUUAAGGAGACCGAAAAACUUUCCAUGUCGACCUUUAUUACUCACCAUACUGAGCCGGUUGCUGUGGCUCCUAUCAUGAAGGAGCCUGAGNAAGUUCUCCAUCUCGCAAUAUUCGGCUACACAUACCGAGCCUGUUGCGCCUGUUGUGCAGACAAAGAAGCCCGAAGCAUUCUCCAUCUCCACCGGUCCUGCUUCGCAUACAGAACCUGUUGCACCCGCGCCAGCGGCAAAGAAGUCCCGUCUUUCGCCAUGUCUCCCUUCAGAUCCAUGUCAUCAGAACCUGUCAUGGCUUCCUCGCCAGAGACUGUACAGACUCCUUCAUUGGAGUUCUCAUCUUUCACGACCGCUCAUACAGAGCCACGCACUCCCAGCAUGCCGCAACUGGACAAGGAGCUUGAGACUAAGAGAGAUGCGCUCACUUUCUCCACUGUUCGCUCCCAACAAUGGGAGCCGAUGAUGGAUGAAGAUUUGUUCUCUCCUUCCAGAAAUGGCCUGAAGAGAGAUGACGUGUUCUUCGUGGAUAAUGAGAAAUCUCUCUCCGAUGACUUGAAGAACAGUAUUCCAGGCACUGACGGUGUUCGUCCUGGUGCUGCCUUCCUUACUUCUGGAGCUCAAUUCCCUCCUCGUACUAGCAGCAGAGAUGGAUCAUUGACUCAAGAGCCUCGACUGUUUGGUGGGGCCAAGGCCAACAACCAUGGAGAACCAACACUUGUCUUUGCUGAUGAAAACGAUUCGACACCUCAUAUUGAGCAGGAUAGUCACUUCAGACAGCCUUUCGCCGAGGUGUCCAAUAAUGUUGGCACCAGUCAGCGCAGCAUGUCGAACAACGGCGAAAGACCUCUUAUGAAGCGUACCCCCACUUCCGAGACGGGAACACAGACCAUGGUAUCUUCUGAUGAAAUCGACAAGAUGAUGCGCCGCAAGACUCCUUUGACAAUUCCUGCUGUUAACAUUGACGAAGGCACACCCCUCAGACCUGAUAGCCCGAGAAGAGCUUCAGAAACCCCACACUCCGGACGAGGUACCGUUACCCGUGCCCUCGCACCAAUUCCCGCCGGUCGCCCAGACCCUAUGUCCCCUACAACUCGCGCCAGCUCCAUCUCGAGCUUCGUUUCGGAAGUUGAUGAGCGUAUCCAACCUGGUAGAGGCGUGCUGUAUCCUGAAGACAUGAUGCCUGCGACUGACCCCCGCAUGAUCCAAGCUAUCACUCAGACCAUGAUUGGAGAGUAUCUAUGGAAGUACACACGCAAGGCUGGUCGUUCUGAGAUUAGUGCCUCAAGACACAGAAGAUUCUUCUGGGUGCACCCGUACACCAGAACGCUCUACUGGAGUGAGCAUGAUCCUUCCACACUUGGCAAGCAGCAGUCAAAGGCAAAGAGUGUUGCUAUCGAAGCUGUCCGUGUUAUCACAGAUGACAAUGCGUACCCACCUGGCUUGCAUAGGAAGAGCUUGGUGAUAGUAACCCCAGGUCGUGAGAUUGUGUUCACAGCUCCGACUGCACAGAGGCAUGAAACAUGGUUCAAUGCACUUUCUUACCUCCUACUCCGCACUGGCACCGAGCGCGAGAAUGAGGAGAUGACGCAGGAUAUGGUCGACGAGUUCAACCCGACAUUGCGAAGCCAAAGCCGCAACACGGUUCGCACUCGUGUGAGCCUCAGCAGCUACAACAGCAGGACGACUCGCAACUCAUCACCAAAUCGUCCUCAUGCCUCAGAGGUACCAUCCCUUGCCAACCGCCAGUCUGCAGCCGCAUCUCAGCGAAGAGGUGCACAGACUCCUGGCUCAAGUGACGGAUCUCAAGGACGCAUGGGUAUAAUGGGUGGCUUGUUCAAGAGUCCCGGCGGAAGUAUGCGUGGCAGCUUUUCUAGCAGGCGAAGCAAGAGUGCAAUGAGUACUCGCCGACCCCUUGAACCGACGAUAUACGACGCAAGUGUGGUUGAGGACAGCACUGAGGAUCUUGGUACUGUGCUUUCCGGACACGAGCACAAUCACGAUAGAUUGGAGAACNGCAAACAUGAUGUGGGCUCUUUGUCUAGAAGUACGGGACGACACGUCAUGGGCUCAUUGCGGCACACUCACACUAACGGUGCGGCCAUGAGCAACCAACAUCUGACCGCUGAGCCUCUGACUACCUCGAACCGACCGCGACGAGGAGAG
Molecule: messenger RNA, 4654 nt
Organism: Aureobasidium musti
Lineage: Eukaryota; Fungi; Ascomycota; Dothideomycetes; Dothideales; Saccotheciaceae
Source: the annotation of a GenBank genome assembly